Molecule: messenger RNA, 2108 nt
Organism: Rubroshorea leprosula
Lineage: Eukaryota; Viridiplantae; Streptophyta; Magnoliopsida; Malvales; Dipterocarpaceae
Source: the annotation of a GenBank genome assembly
UUCAAGAAAGCAAUAAACCUUUCUUCAGAUAUUUCUCCUUCUUUUUCAUUUCUAACAUGGUAUCAGAGUUAUAAGCUCUUGGUUCUUUUCUCUUAUCAUCGCUGUUGGGUUUUUUUGGAGUUGGAUUUUCAAUUCCAUUCCAGAUCUAAAACUUUGUCAUUGGGAUCUCUUCUCAUACAGAUUGGAUUGUUUAUCCUCGAUUCUCAGACUCUUUCUGAGGUAUUUUGUUGGUUUGUUAUUUCGAUCUUGGCAUCUAUUUCUCCAUAUUUUUAGAGUUUUUUAGUAUUGUGAGUUUACUGAUUCUAUGACAAGUUUUGAAAGGAUUGUAACUCAUCCUGCUACUGCUACGGUUGCCAAAGAAGUGAUAGAACAACCUAAUGUCAACCUUGAAUCCCUAAAACAGGUGAUAUUAAAUCUUUUUAAUGCUCCUACUGCCUUAUCUACUGGUCCGGGUACCAAACCUUGGUAUUUCGAUUCUGGUUGUUGUAACCAUAUGUCUUCAAUUACUGCUCAUUUCUCUUCAAUGUUACCUAAUAAUUCAUUUCCUGAUAUUUAUUCUGCUGAUGGUUCCCCUAUGAAUGUUAGUCACAUUGGUAAUGUUUCUACAAAGUCAUUGACUUUACCAAAUGCCCUUUUAGUUCCAAAACUUAGUUAUAAUCUUCUAUCUGUCGGUCAAUUAUGCGAUCUUGGUCUUGAAGUAACAUUUUCUACUCAUGGUUGUCGUGUGCAGGACCCACGGACAGGACAACUUCUUGGAACUGGUCGCAAGGUGGGGCGUUUGUUUGAGCUCAACUAUCUGCAUAUUUCUGAUAAUAAAAUGGAUACACCAUCAUUUCCAAAUGAUAGAUUCAUCCAAACCCUGCUUUGUGCUAUUGAAUUAGAGUCUUUGCAAAUUCCAUAUCAACAAAUCCUCCAAGUCUGUGCUGCUACUAACAUUUCUCCUAUCCAUUUGUGGCACUCACGACUCGAACAUACCUCUGUCGGUAAACUUCAUCCACUUAUCUCUCGUGGUUUAUUAGGAUCAGUUCCGAAUGAAUCUGUGCAUUGUGUGUCAUGUCAAUCUGCAAAGCAACCAGCUUUAUCUUUUUCGAGUAGUCAUUCUCAUUCUACUGCUCCUUUUGAUCUUGUGCAUUCUGAUUAUGCCUCCGAUCUUGUUUCUAAAGCUGAACUCAAUGAUGGAAAGAGUGUUUCUACACCUCUUGAACCUAAUGUCAAGCUUACACCUAUGGAUGGCUCUCCACUUUCUGAUCCUACUCGCUAUUGGCAAUUGGUUGGUAGUCUGGUUUAUCUUACUACGACACGCCCUGAUAUAGCAUAUGCAGUUCACAUUGUUAGUCAAUUUAUGGCUACUCCUCGCUCCACUCAUUAUGCAGCAAUACUUCGCAUUAUUCGCUAUGUUAAGGGAACAUUAUUUCAUGGACUCCAUUUUUUUGCCAACUCCUCCCCUGUGCUUCGCGCUUACUCUAAUGCUGAUUGGGCUGGUGAUCCUUCUGAUCGUAGAUCUACCACCGGUUACUGUCUUUUCCUUGGUAAUUCUCUCAUCUCUUGGCGAAGUAAGAAACAAGCUAUUCCAUCUCGCUCUAGUACUGAAGCUAAGUAUAGAGCUCUCGAGGAUACCACAUCAGAACUUCUUUCAUUGCGAUGGCUUCUUGAAGAUAUGGGCAUUCCUCAACCUUCCUCUACUGAUUUAUAUUGUGAUAAUCAAAGUGCUAUGCAGAUUGCUCAUAAUGAUGUCUUUCAUGAACGCACUAAACACAUUGAGGUUGAUUGUCACUUUAUUCGCCAUCAUGUUGCACAAGGAACUGUUCGUUUGGUUUUCAUUGGCUCCACUGAUCAACCAGCAGAUCUCUUUACCAAGACUCAUUUUCUUGGACGCUUUCGUACUCUUCUUUCCAAACUCAAGUUGAUUUCAUCACAACCACCUUGAGUUUAAGGGGGGAUGUUAAGAUGUGAACAUAAUUAUAUUUAGAAUUAUUGUAAAUAUUUUAUACUUUAGAAUAUUCUCUUUGUAUACUUUAUACCUUAAAAUAUUCUCUUUGUAAACACCUAUACAUAGGUCAUUGUACAUACAGUAUAAUUCAAGAAAGCAAUAAACUUUUCUUCAGAUA